This is a messenger RNA of Leptosomus discolor (cuckoo roller), 1167 nucleotides long. NCBI's taxonomy places the organism in Eukaryota, Metazoa, Chordata, Aves, Leptosomiformes, Leptosomidae. The record is from RefSeq and is a predicted model, not a curated record.
UUGCAGUUUGCAACAUCCCUUCCUCCUCAGUAGAGGAGACUGCUGACUCCACCCUCUGCCACAUCUUGAACCUCUAUCGCCGUGUUACUUGGCUACAUCAGGCUAUGCGGGAAGGGAAUCGAGCCUCAAGUGUAGAGCAGAUUCGAGAGGUGGCUGGAGGCGCUGUGCGUAUCCGUGGGGAGACUUUGGGCAUCAUUGGACUAGGCCGAGUUGGACAGGCAGUGGCUCUGCGAGCCAAGUCCUUUGGCUUCAACGUGAUUUUCUAUGAUCCCUAUCUGCCGGAUGGAGUGGAGCGAUCCUUGGGUUUACAACGAAUGCGCCAGGGCUGCUUCUUAGUGAACACAGCCCGGGGAGGGCUGGUAGAUGAGAAAGCCUUAGCACAAGCCUUGAAAGAGGGAAGAAUCAGAGGAACAGCAUUGGACGUGCAUGAGUCUGAGCCUUUCAGCUUUGCUCAGGGGCCCUUAAAAGAUGCACCUAAUGUGAUCUGCACCCCUCACACUGCCUGGUACAGUGAGCAGGCUUCCAUUGAAUCCAGAGAAGAUGCAGCUAAAGAGAUCCGCAGAGCUAUUACAGGUCACAUACCUGAUGCUUUGAGGAACUGUGUUAAUAAGGAGUACUUGCUGUUAGCAGCUCAGUGGUCCAGUAUUGAUCCUGCAACUGUCCACCCAGAACUCAAUGGAGCUGCAGCUUACAGGUUUCCUCCAGGAGUAGUGGGAGUAGCCACUCCUGGGCUACCAGACCCGCCAGUAGUGGAAGGGAUUGUAGCUCAUGGGAUACCUCCUGUUUCUCACUCUGCACCACGUACCCCUUCCCCAGGAGAGACGAGCAAACUGGAUGCAGACAGAGAGAUUCCUGAUGACCAAUAGCAGCAUCUUUCUCUCCUCUCUUCUGGCAGCAGGAAAAAGUAGGAGGGUAUCUCCUCCUAGGACCUUCUUUAACAUUCUACAGAGACUGUUUCCUGUUCAUGCAGGACGGGAGAACGCAUUUCAUUACCGGCAAACUUUAGCUCUUGCCUUUAUUUUGUAACCCUUUAGUUUUAAUCUCUCAAUGAAUCUUUCUCCUUCUGUGGGGCAGGGCAGCAGUGACCUUGCCUCCCCUCAGAAAUACUUGGUUUAAAGAAUGAGUUCUCCCAUAUAUCUGCCUCGGUUGUCUGUGACAGGGAACCGU